Liolophura sinensis is the source of this 5875-nucleotide messenger RNA. RefSeq lists its product as uncharacterized. Lineage: Eukaryota; Metazoa; Mollusca; Polyplacophora; Chitonida; Chitonidae. Gene Ontology annotation, cellular component: precatalytic spliceosome. The record is from RefSeq and is a predicted model, not a curated record. Gene Ontology annotation, molecular function: zinc ion binding; double-stranded RNA binding; single-stranded RNA binding. The transcript has 18 exons. Bases 264 to 4322 code for a protein of 1352 amino acids.
AUGCCAAGCCAGUAAAAGCCGCCGCAGCCAAUGCCAAACCAGUAUCCCCUGCAACAGCCAAUGCCAAGCCAGUAUCCCCUGCUGCAGCCAGUGCCAAGCCGGUACCAGUUUCUGCAGGCAGUGCCAAGCCAGUACCAGCUGAUUCCAAAACUCCAGAGAAAAAUAAUGAUUCCUCACCGUCUACGGACACAAAGAAAACCUGUGACCUUUGCAAGUGUGAUCUGCCAAAUGAGGAUGCAUACAAGAAGCACAUUGAGGAACCAAUGCACAAGGAGAGACUGGCCUUUCAAGAAAAGCUCAACAAGUCCAAGGCAGAGAAGGCAAAGGCUGCACUUGCUAAGGUCAAUUCCGAACUUGGUGUGGGGAAGAAAUUGGCUGUACCAAGGGAAAUCUCUGCAGCAAAUUCAAACACGAGCAGUGCGACCGCCUCUGUUACUGAUCAAAAGACAAUAGCCACUACUCCAACUACGUGGGAAAAAUCAGCAGCACAAGUGCAAAGGAAUUCUGCAUCAACCAUACCUAAAACAUCUGCAGUAGUUGAGCGCACUCUUUCUUCUGCUAAUGCUGCCCUAAAAAAUGCAAGAUCAGAUACUCCCAGUGCUGCUUUGUCUGCAAGUACACCAUUAUCUGCAUCAAAAUCUGUCCCUCCAGGAAACACAGCAAGCACAGUUUCUGCAAAAACCACGACAUCUGCUACACAGGAAUCGUCCAUGGACUGUAAAGGAGCCAUGAAGAAAUAUUGCCCAGAUUGUCAGAUUAGCUUGCCUAGCCUUGAGGCUUACAACAAACAUGUUCAAAGUAUCAUGCAUGAAAAUAAAGUUGCUGCAAACAAACGUCCAGAUAGAAGAUAUCCUGGUGGAGGAUCGGAUUCACGUCGUUCUGACUCCAGGGCUAACCGGUAUCCUGACUCCAGGGACAGUCGGUAUUCUGACUCCAGAGAUAACCGUCACUCUGACUCCAGGGAUAGCCGGCCUUCAGACUCCAGGGAUAGUCGGCACACAGAUUUCAUAGAUAGCCAGGGACUUGGCCAUUCUCCUAGUAGAGGACUGACUCCAACGAAUGUUGGCUCCAGGAUUCUCGAUAAUUCUGGUUCCAGGGCCCCUAGUAAUCAUGGUAAUGCUGGAUCUAGGGCCCAGAAUACAGCAUUUAUGAGACGGACAGGCAGCCCUGCCAUCAGAAACCAACCCCAUGGCCCCUCAGUCCCAGAAGAUAAGCAGUACUGCACUGCCUGUGAUAUCAGCCUGCCCAAUCAUGAGGCUUUCAUGAAACAUAUUGGAGGAAUUUUGCAUCAGGAAAGAGUAGGUGCCAAAUCUCGCAUGGACAAGCAGAAAGAUUUCCCAAAGUCGUCCUCAUCCAUCCAAUAUUUGUCACGUAAUUUUCCCGGCAGAUAUGACACAGUGGAGAACACAGGAGUGGCUCCUGGGCACAGAGGAGGGUAUCCAGACAAAGCCCCCAACCAUUGCGCCUUGUGUGACAUCCACUUCCACUCACGGGAGACUUAUGUGAAGCACACCAAAGGCCUGAUGCAUUUACAGAAGAUGAAGGCUACAGAAGUUACUGAAGCGAAACCUUUCACUAAAAUCAGCUAUGAAGAUUUCCUGGACGGAGGUGCUAAAGGUGAUGCUGGGAAAAAAAGGAAAGCUGAAGAAGACAUGAAAUUCUUUUGCAAGUUAUGUAAUACACAGUUGAUUUCUGGAAGCACGUUCAAAGCCCACAUGGAGAGACUUCAUCACAGGACAGGGUUACUUCCAACACCAGGGGAGGAUGAUAGAGCCAGUGAAAAGGUCAGUCGGCCAUCGUGUCUGAAAACGUUUGUGGAACAGUCAACAGAAGCUCUUUUAGGACUGAAGUAUGUGACGGAAUACCAGCACCCAACCCAUGACACCAUCCCUACCUUCCUCUGCCGACUCUGUGACAUAUCGUGUGACUACAACAACAUCAAGUCCCAUGUCGUCAGCUACAAACAUCGAAUCUUUUAUUUUAAAAAACACGAACCUAUGAUUGCGGAUGACAUCAAGAGGUUGGCAGGCAUAAAGCUGGGACAGGUGCCUAACCUGGAACAUUUUGCAAAAGAGGUUGAAUCAAAGGUCGGAAAAGGUCAAGUGGUGGUGAAGAUUGAUGAAAAGCUCUGCAACAGUGAAGUAUCAGAACCCAAAAAGAGCAGAUUAAAUCCCGCUUAUGAUCGUUAUGACAGCAGUUCUACAGCUGAUAAAGCCAGAUAUACCCAACAUGAUGACAGAAGUGGUGUUAGCAAACAGGGAUACGAUGGCUAUGGGGAAAGAAACAUUUCAAACAAGCAGAGAUAUGAUAGACAUGAAGGUCGAGCCCCAGCUGAAAGCCAGAGGUACGAUCCCUAUGAUGAUAGAAGUACUUUGGACAAGCAGAGAUAUGAUCCCUAUUUUGAUAGAAGUACUAUGGAUAAGCAGAAAUAUGAUCCCUAUGACAGAAGUACUUUGGACAAGCCGAAAUACGAUCCCUACAAUAGAAGUACUAUGGACAAGCCGAAAUACGAUCCCUACGAUAGAAGUACUUUGGACCAGCCGAAAUACGAUCCCUACGAUAGAAGUAAUUUGGACAAGUCGAAAUAUGAUCCCUACGAUAGAAGUAAUUUGGACAAGUCGAAAUACGAUCCCUACAAUAGAAGUACUUUGGACAAGCCGAAAUGUGAUCCCUAUGAUAGAAGUAAUUUGGACAAGCCUAAAUACGAUCCCUACAAUAGAAGUACUUUGGACAAGUCGAAAUACGAUCCCUACGAUAGAAGUAAUUUGGACAAGCCGAAAUAUGAUCCCUACGAUAGAAGUACUUUGGACCAGCCGAAAUACGAUCCCUACAAUAGAAGUAAUUUGGACAAACUGAAACACGAUCCCUACGAUAGAAGUAAUUUGGACAAGCCGAAAUAUGAUCCCUACGAUAGAAGUACUAUGGACAAGCCGAAACACGAUCCCUACGAUAGAAGUAAUUUGGACAAGCCGAAACAUGAUCCCUUCGAUAGAAGUACUUUGGACAAGCCGAAAUAUGAUCCCACUGAUGACAGGGCUCCAGUAGAAAGCCACAGAUACAGUCGUUACGAUGAUCGAGCCCAAGCUGAGGGUCAGAGAGUUGAUCAUUACGAUGAUAGAACUACGGCGGACAGAGCAAGGUAUGAUACGUAUGGUGAUAGAUACUCUUACAACAGGAAAUCCCCAGUUUCCAGAACUCCACAUGGUGACUAUGACAGGAGAGAGGAGGGUAACAAAUCACAGUACAGUCAUUAUGAUGACAGAGCUCAGUAUGACGACCGCCAAGAUUUAAACUCAGAUAGGGGUUGGGCGCACACAGAUUUGCGCUCCUCAGAUCCUUACACACCAAGCGAUCGUCGUGGACAAGAUGUUUCGCAGAUCAGCGAAAAGACAUUAGCCAUUCAGAAAGAGAACGAGUUACUGGCAGCCAUACUGGAGGCCGCGAAAUCUUCAGCCAGCAAAAACGUUAUGGGGCAUUCAGCAGAUCGGUCACCUGCCGCUGUGGGGACGGGCUCACCAUGGGCUGAAAACUCACCCCAUUCAUCCCGAGAAGCCAGAGGAGGUGAAGCUUACGAUCCAUUCGAACCAACAUCACCUGGUGCUGAAAGCCAUAGUUCACUCUCUAAGAGAGAUAUUUCUGUCUCUCGCUACUCUUACUCACCCAACCAGCAGCCAGCUAAGGAUCACUACAGUUACGGGCAACAUGCACAGCAUUCCAGGCCAGGAUUGUUUGGGCAGAUGGACAGAGAUCAGCGGUCAUCGUAUGACACCCAAGGCCAGGGUCAAGGCUACCAGGAUCAACAGCAGCAUUAUAGUAGCAGCAGCGGCCACAAACAGAGCAGUGUCCAGUAUUACAACGCCCUACCCCACCAGCAGACUGAUCGGGACAGGGGUCAUUACUAUGAUGACAGAGGUCAUCAGCAAGGUCACUACGAUCAGCAACAGCAGUACAACACAAGAGGUUAUCAACAAACUGAGCAUGGACAACAGCAACAACAUUAUGAUACACACAGGCAGCAACACGUAUCAUAUCACUCCCCUAUGUCUUAUUACCAACAUGGGACCCCACCAACUUAUCAAGGUUCCAGCCAUCCUGCUGGUGGCAACGGCGGACAAGGCCCAAUGAUGUCUAACAUGCUGUCUACAGUGAGUGGCUGCAUGGUGAGCAAUGAGGAAGAUGCAGCCGUAGCGCUACAAGUGUCCAGCACACUCACACAGGCCCUGCUACAGUACAAGAUACAGAGCUCCUCAGGGGAGGGCAAACCAUGCAUACCUGACCUUGCAACGUUAAAGGAGAGGAUGUCUAAACUUCAUGACCAGUGAGAGAGAAAGUCCUCUCAGUACAAGAUAUUCUUCCACGAUCAUCUUUUUUAUUCCUUGGACUUUGCACUCUCUGGACUGGACACCAUCACUGGUGUGUCUGUUAACUUUAGAUGAAGUCCAUGGUGUUAACAGGCUCCUGUGAGCUUAUCAUCUUCAUUAGUGUUCACUUUAUCUGAAAAUCCUGGAUAUUUUUCUGGUUUCUCUUGAUGUUGUCAUUUAUGUUAAAAGUGUUCCCUCAAGUUUGUGGUGUUAAGUGUUCCCUUAAGUUUGUGAUGUUAAGUGUUAAGUGUUCCCUUAAGUUUGUGAUGUUAAGUGUUCCCUCAAGUUUGUGGUGUUAAGUGUUCCCUUAAGUUUGUGGUGUAAAGUGUUCCCACAAGUUUGUGGUGUUAAGUGUUCCCCCAAGUUUGUGUUGUUAAGUGUUCCCACAAGUUUGUGGUGUUAGAUUGGCUCUCACCUGCAAUUAUGGGUCACACAUUGUCUGGAAAAUGUGUUAUUUAUGUCCAGAUUGUAGAGUGUAGCCUCAAGUUUCAUGCCUCGACUUCCCUGUCCUUCAUUUUAGAAGCAAGGUAAUAGUGAUAACAGUUUCAUGGAUACCAUGAAUUUCACUUCAGUUAAAAAUGUAAUCAUGUAGUUAAUCUUGUUUUAAUACUUUACUGUGUAAUGUGGCAUUCAUUUACUUGUAAACCAUGAAUGUUGCAAACAGUUUUAUGUCUCUCUUUACAAUAAGUUCAAAAUUGUCAAAUGCAGUAUAUUGAGUUUGUGGAGAACAGUGUACAGUCUGGUCCCUAGCAUACAUCUUCUGUGUGUUGUGGCGUACAAUGUACAGUCUGGUCCCCAGCAUACAUCCUCUGUGUGUUGUGGCAUACAAUGUACAGUCUGGUCCCCAGCAUACAUCCUCUGUGUGUUGUGGCGUACAAUGUACAGUCUGGUCCCCAGUAUACAACCUCUUUGUGUUGUGGCGUACAAUGUACAGUCUGGUCCCCAGCAUACAUCCUCUGUGUGUUGUGGCAUACAAUGUACAGUCUGGUCCCCAGCAUACAUCCUCUGUGUGUUGUGGCGUACAAUGUACAGUCUGGUCCCCAGUAUACAACCUCUGUGUGUUGUGGCGUACAAUGUACAGUCUGGUCCCCAGCAUACAUCCUCUGUGUGUUGUGGCGUACAAUGUACAGUCUGGUCCCCAGCAUACAUCCUCUGUGUGUUGUGGCGUACAAUGUACAGUCUGGUCCCCAGCAUACAUCCUCUGUGUGUUGUGGUGUACAAUGUACAGCCUGGUCCCCAGUGUACAACCUCUAUGUGUUGUGGCAUACAAUGUACUUCUCUAAUGAAGCUGGAAAUCUGACAGCUGUAGUGGGUGCACGAUGGAGACGUCCUCCAUGUACCAUGGGUGCAGUUGUGCCAUCCUUCAUGUACCACGAAGCAGUCCUCCAUGUACCAUGGGUGCAGGAUGAAGUAAUCCGCCAUGUACCGUGGUGCAGUUGUGCCAUCUUUUGUGUACCAUGGUUGCAAUUGUGCCGUCCUUCAUGUACUAUGGUUGCAAUUGUGCCAUCCUUCAU